AAUCAACUUCACAUUAGUUUCAGGUAAAAAUGGUUUCACUGCGAGAACUCACAGAGCAACGAGGUAACCAGGGCAGAGAAGGAGAGGAGGAAGGGGUUUUAGCCGUGGAGCCUAUCACUAUGAUAGUGCCAUCGGAGUUGCAGGAUGUACCGGAAACAGUGGCGUCUGAGAGCAGCGCCAGUUCCCGUACCAGAGAUGACGGUGACGACCACCCUAGUGCAUCGUCAAGCAGCUCGUCUACAGAAGAGACGCCCAGCCGUGAAGAAGGGGCGGGGGAUUUGGUGAGCAGUGUCUCAGAUCGGCCGGUUAUUGGGGAAUGGGAAGGUGCGAUGAUCCCGGGCAGGUUGAGUAACCUACGGAAAGCACCGAAGGACCUGCCCGCUGGAUUUAGGUUCAAGGCUGCACUUCAUCACGAAGUAGCAGAUUGUGCGCCCUCCAUAAGUGGGUAUAAACGACUGGAGGAGAUGGUGAGGGCGUACCACAUCCCCAGGACCAUAUUGCUGCGGACAGGCGGGCAGAACGAAAGGGCGUGCACUGUGUCGCGAACAGGCUGGAUUCCAGUGUAUGCGGACCAUUUUGACGCCGGCCUGCGGUUUCCCCUGCCCGGCCUGGUAUUCGAUCUGCUCGCGGAGUACGAGCUGGCUCUGACACAGCUGACGCCCAACAGCAUAAGGUUCAUUGUGGGCUUUAUGCUGUUGUGUGCGAGACUGGAGGUACCGGCCAAGGCAAUAGUGUUCAGGUCGCUGUUCCAGUGCUGGCUGUGUCCAAAUUCAGGAGGGGCGAGAUGGUACUACCUCUCUGGGAGGGAUAAGAGCCAGCUCUUCAAGAACGUGAGGAAUAAAGUGGCGCGGUGGAAAAGGCAGUUUAUCUUUGUUCGCGACACACGAACAGAAAGGAUAAGCAAUGACCUGGCUGCCCGGCUGUCUGAUUGGCGCACGCCGAACGCCCACAUCAACUAUCCCCAACUGCUGCCUCGAGAUGUCGAUCUGAAGAACCAGCUGCUUCAGCAUGCACAGAGGGAGGGUCUUAUAGAUCUAGAAGCCCUGGUUACCUCGGAGCAUCUCGCCAUAGCCGGGUUUGUCGAUGUGACAAACCUGUUCAGCGAAGGCGAAAUGAGCAGCAUACUGGAGCGUCAGCGUCAACGUGCCCAGAGUUCCCGAGGCCGCGGGGCGGGCAGCUCCACGCAGAGGCAGACGCGGUUUGAUGAGCGGCCACCUGCAGCGCCUCAAUCACGCAGCUCGUCUCAUCGAGGAUCCAGCUCAUCUUCUCGACCGCGGGCUGAUCAGAGGGUAGAGGUGGCGGCUCCCAGUGCACGCAGGUGUGCACGUGAGGAGACGGAGGGCGAUGAGGAUGAGGUCCCCCUUGCUAGGCGCAUAAGAAGCGGGGGGACCCAGCCCGCACAGGCGGCUCGCCCUAUUACCGUGCAUUCUCCCAACGCACCGUCAGCAACUGUGCGGGCAGCAGCGGAGCCCGCCUUUGCAUCAGCUUCGACAUCUGGCCCCAGGAUUGCUUAUCCUGAGGGUUUCAGCUACACGCGAGCGGAGUGCCAGCCCACCAUGGUGCAGGCCAUGCACAGUUUUGUGCCCCCGACAGAUAAUCGGCGGGCAAAAGCGUUCGUGCAGCAGCAUGGCGGGCAGGUCGCCAUGAUCAAGCUAAUGGAUGCAUUCAACUACGCUGUGGCGCUCUACGAGAGCGAUCAAGCGGCUCGUACACAAAACAGCGAGCUCGGUUCCAAGUGCAAGCAACUGGCUGCUGAGAAGGCCAGCCUUGUGGACGAUGUGAAUCAUCUGCAGGGUUCUGAAAUGGUGAACCGAGCAGCGGCUGCUGAGAGCCGGGCGGACGAGCUCGCGAAUAAGAUUGAUGAGCUCAAGGAGGAGCUAGAGCGAGCCCGUGCCAAGAGAGAGAGCGGAAUUCAAGCAGCAAAGGAUGAGGCCGCUCGGGUUGAAGAGCGGGCAAAGAAAGCUGAGGCUGACAGGGAUCACGCUCAGCACGAGCUGAGCUCCCUGAGGCAGCAAGUCGCCGAGGCGGACAGAAACCUUACUGCUGCCGGGGAAUCGCUAAACGAGCUGAAGGCUUCCCAUGCCCGUUCCGUCGUCAUCGCCCGGGCUCAAGGGGCGGAAUGGCUCGUGGGCUCGGCUGUGUUUCAGGACGCUGUGGCGGUGGCGUCAGCAAAUGUAACCACGGAGAUCUACAACGAGAUCCGUGGAAAAGUGCUGCAACAUCGCCCGGACUUUCCGAUCCGCGAGCUGGUCUUUUUUGACGAGGAGGAGCUCGACGAGCAGGGUAAGAGCCUUGCUCCCCUCGCUGACACAACCGUGAGGCUGAGGUGGGAUUUGAACGAGGAGGGUGUGCCCGUCUGGCCACCGUCUGUGCUGGAGGACGGGGAGGAUCCAGCAGGACUGUCCUCCUUUGACGCCUGGGUAGAGGGUGCUCCUGUGGCUGAGCAGGAACCUUCAAGCACCCCACCCAACUCUCAGCCCGCUGUGUUGCCGGCCAGCUCGCCCGUCAACGCACCAGCCACUGAGCCAGUAGCCCGGUCUCCCCCAGCUCGCUCUCCUGCAACUGCUGCUGAUGCAUCUAUGCCCGUCGAUCUGACGGAUGACUAGAUUUAGGGUUUUUUUCUUUUGACUUUUUUGUACCUUGUUUUUGCAUUUUGUAUUUGAUCAAUGAAUUCAUAGCAUGUACCUUCAAUGUAAAUGUCUUUGAUGAAAUACAAAAUGAACUUUUCU
This is a messenger RNA of Rubroshorea leprosula, 2729 nucleotides long. Lineage: Eukaryota; Viridiplantae; Streptophyta; Magnoliopsida; Malvales; Dipterocarpaceae. The record is from the annotation of a GenBank genome assembly.